CAAGAAUCAGUAGUCGCCGCGGUUUCGACGUGUCAGUUUGCAGUACAAUUACGAUUGAUUAAUCGCGCCAAAUCGCGGAGCCAAAGUAGUACUUAGCAGGUAGCAAGAGGAAGCACAUCAGCGAGUCCAUCGACAACAAUAACAAAAUAUGGCGGAUAAAGUAAAUGUGUGCAUUGUGGGCUCCGGCAACUGGGGUUCGGCCAUAGCGAAAAUCGUGGGCGCCAAUGCCGCCGCCCUGCCGGAGUUCGAGGAGCGGGUGACCAUGUUCGUCUACGAGGAGCUCAUCGAUGGCAAGAAGCUGACGGAGAUUAUCAACGAGACGCACGAGAACGUGAAGUACCUGAAAGGACACAAGCUGCCCCCGAAUGUGGUUGCCGUGCCCGACCUCGUUGAGGCCGCCAAGAACGCCGACAUCCUGAUCUUCGUGGUGCCCCACCAGUUCAUUCCCAACUUCUGCAAACAGCUCCUGGGCAAGAUCAAGCCGAACGCCAUCGCUAUCUCCCUGAUCAAGGGCUUCGACAAGGCCGAGGGCGGCGGCAUCGAUCUGAUCUCGCAUAUAAUCACGCGUCACCUGAAGAUCCCAUGCGCCGUGCUGAUGGGCGCCAACCUGGCCAACGAGGUGGCUGAGGGAAACUUCUGCGAAACGACAAUCGGCUGCACGGACAAGAAGUAUGGCAAGGUGCUGCGCGAUCUCUUCCAAGCGAACCACUUCCGCGUGGUGGUCGUGGACGACGCCGACGCCGUGGAGGUCUGCGGAGCCCUCAAGAACAUCGUGGCCUGCGGCGCUGGCUUUGUUGAUGGCCUGAAGCUGGGCGACAACACCAAAGCCGCUGUCAUCCGACUGGGCCUCAUGGAGAUGAUUCGCUUCGUGGACGUCUUCUACCCCGGCAGCAAGCUGUCCACCUUCUUCGAGAGCUGUGGCGUGGCCGAUCUGAUCACGACGUGUUACGGUGGCCGAAACCGCCGCGUCUCUGAGGCGUUUGUGACUUCUGGAAAAACCAUUGAGGAGCUGGAGAAGGAAAUGCUCAACGGUCAGAAGCUGCAGGGCCCACCCACUGCCGAGGAGGUCAACUACAUGCUGAAGAACAAGGGUCUGGAGGACAAAUUCCCCCUGUUCACGGCUAUCCACAAAAUAUGCACAAAUCAGCUCAAGCCUAAUGAUUUAAUUGAUUGCAUACGCAAUCACCCUGAGCAUAUGCAAAAUUUGUAAAUCCCUUAAAGAAGCUGAGACGUUUUUAACAUUUUUAUGCACCACAGAGAAUAAAUGUAUUUUUUCAGCACAACGCCAACUCAAUGAAUCUUUGGAUUCCAUUUUCUAACCAGUUAACUAACAGAUUUCGUAUAGGUUGUUGCCUUAGUUAGCAUAUUGAUUUAAAUCCAAAACCACGCAUAUCCAACGAACCACGGAAGAAAACUGACAACCAAAGUCUGCUUUAAUUUUAAAAUUUAUUUGUUUUUAAUUCAAAACUAGCCAAGAAACAAACGCAAGUACCUAACAAAUAUAUUGUAAUUUUGUGGCCACGAGUAUUUCAACGGUUACCGAAGAAUCUAGCGGAGUGAAUCUUAGUAUAAUUUUAAUCGGACUGCGUAGAUACUAGAGUUAAAUGAUUACCCAAAGAUCGUUGCAAAAAUAAAAGCUGAGUAAUUAA
This is a messenger RNA of Drosophila teissieri, 1649 nucleotides long. It is a transcript of the gene Gpdh1, whose product is annotated as glycerol-3-phosphate dehydrogenase [NAD(+)], cytoplasmic. NCBI's taxonomy places the organism in Eukaryota, Metazoa, Arthropoda, Insecta, Diptera, Drosophilidae. Bases 149 to 1210 code for a protein of 353 amino acids. Gene Ontology annotation, molecular function: glycerol-3-phosphate dehydrogenase [NAD(P)+] activity; protein homodimerization activity; NAD binding. The transcript is spliced from 7 exons. Gene Ontology annotation, cellular component: cytosol; glycerol-3-phosphate dehydrogenase (FAD) complex. Gene Ontology annotation, biological process: glycerol-3-phosphate catabolic process; carbohydrate metabolic process. The record is from RefSeq and is a predicted model, not a curated record.